AUGCGAGAAAUGAUUCGUACACUUAUUAUAGUAUACGCUAUAAUAUCACUUAGUCAUAAAUGCUUUGGUAAGUACAUAUUCGAUGAAAGACUGGUACUAUUCUCAGAUGACAGACAGACUAAAGUACUCAUUGAUAAGGAAUUAGUGCAGGGAUUUACUACGCACAGUAUUACGUACAGUAGGGACUGGAUUAAUGGGAAGUAUACAAAAAGGAUAACAGAUGAUACAUUAUACGAUUUAUCCACAGUAGGGUCACUGCCCAUUCCAAAGGAGUACUUUAAGGGGUUAGAAGAGUUUUUCAGUAUGACGGGUAUUAUAAGGUACUCAGAAAACAGAAAAAUGGAUUUCUCAGAAUUCGUUGAUGUGAUCUGGGGGUGGACACACUUCCAUUUAGACCCGAAUGAAGUAUUAAUUGAUAUUCCUGAGAGUGCCCGGCCAUUUACUAAAGUAGAGUGCUUUAAGGAAAACCUUCUUCUUCUGCUAAGGGCCAAUCCCAGGAUAAGGAAUACCUUGCAUAGUGUGAUUAAUGAGAUAAACAGGAUAAACCUACCAAAUAGUCCUCUGCCCGCAUAUAAAAUGGUACCCAGGGAUAAAAUACAGUGGUUUCUUAAUGCAAAGCAGCAUAAUUGGAUAAAAAGGUUUCUUGAACUGUGCCUGUGCCGUAGAAUAGGAAAUAUAUCCCUGCACGCAAAAGUAACCGAGAAUAUCCAUGAGAGAAGUACCGUACAGCUCACUGUAAGGCCGUACACUAAAAGAACAGCAAGACAAUCAACUGAACUAUUCAGUACAUUCAUAAUGAAUAACAGCACGUAUACCUUCUCAAAUAUGAACAUUCAAAUAGAGGAGAAUACAAUUAUAUCUGCAAGUAUUAUGAACGACUUAUUCGUUAUAUUCGGAAGGACAGAUACGCUCAUAUUAGACCAUCCAGGCGGUGUUAGUCAUAUAAAAGAGUACUCGGCACUUCUUACAAGUAUUUUACGGGAUGAAGUUAUAAGGAAGCAGAAUCAUUCUAUUUCCCUGCUUAAAGGACUGAUUCUGUCGCAUACGCUGUUUAUAACGGAGAAGGCUCUUGAAUACCUGGAAAAAACGGACAUCACGAAAUUCGGGUUUAAAAAGUACUACCCGCCUUCUUAUAGGGCAGAAAAGGCAUACCACACAAUCCAGAACAUGAUAAAUAAUUUCAUUUCCAGGCUGCUCACUGGACAGUCGCCGAUCUCCUCAUCACUAGAAUAUUUACUGGGGCCGGACAGACUCUUCUUCUCAAAGCACGUGAAGUACGAUAAUCUUCCAAAAUUAGGCACAAUUGAGAUCCAUGUGAGUAACACAGUAAAGUCCGUUAAUAGAUCAACAUUUACUAUCCCCAGUACAUCUACGGUUAAAACUGUCGUACUUGUUGAAGAUGUAACUGCCAGUGCAAGGGAUACUUAUAAUGUCUUAUACGGAAUAUCUUCACUGCGGCACUUAACCACACUCGAUGUGAAAAGAACAACAGUAAACCCAAUGAAAGUCAUCCCAAUCCUGCUGGAUAUAAAUACAAAGUAUAAAACAACCAUACGUGCAAUUGAAUUCCCGUAUGCACCUGGUACUACCACAGCACACGAAUGGCCGAUUAGUUCGUUCAUUAAAUCGGUUCCCAGUAUAAGAAAGUACGGAAUUUACGUACCAGCAAAUAACCCAGAAAGAACUCUUUUGCCUCUUAUACGGGACAUCCAAGAUACAUUCAAGACGGCAUCAGCCGGUACGCGAGUGAAUCUAACCAUCAGAAAUAUCUCCAUAACGAGUUAUCACGGGAUUAGUUCAUAUACGGUUACACCGCAUUAUAUAAACCGACGCAUGUUUAUGUCCGUGUAUAAAACACUGCCACUCCCCGUGGUGGGCAGUGGCAAGUAUCCAGCAGCAGAUGAAAUUCUAAGAGUUCUGUCUAAAGCCACUGCACUGGAUAAUACUCCAAAAAAUAGUGCACGCUAGGGUGCCCGUUAUUUCUAAUGUGAAUAAAUCUAGU
Molecule: messenger RNA, 2002 nt
Organism: Nematocida parisii ERTm1
Lineage: Eukaryota; Fungi; Microsporidia
Exons: 1
Coding region: 1-1968 (655 amino acids)
Source: RefSeq, a predicted model, not a curated record